Molecule: messenger RNA, 1622 nt
Organism: Ornithorhynchus anatinus (platypus)
Lineage: Eukaryota; Metazoa; Chordata; Mammalia; Monotremata; Ornithorhynchidae
Gene: SHPK
Product: sedoheptulokinase
Exons: 7
Coding region: 190-1608 (472 amino acids)
Biological process (GO): cellular response to lipopolysaccharide; carbohydrate metabolic process
Cellular component (GO): cytosol
Molecular function (GO): sedoheptulokinase activity
Source: RefSeq, a predicted model, not a curated record
UGGAGGGUGCGGCGGGGGCCCGCCCCGAGAGUCUCUUUUAACCAAGUGGGAGGGACCUCAUCGCCUCCCUCCUCCUCCUCCCCGCCCUCAGUCAAGCCCCUUUCUGGACUUUGCUCAAGACUGCAGGUGACAGCCGAGGCCUGGGCUUUGGCCCUGAAGUGAGUAGGCCUUCCUUGGGCUUCUAGUGCCAUGGCUGCCCCCUCCCUGCUUCUGGGCAUCGACCUGGGCACCACAUCGGUCAAGGCCACCCUGGUGGAAGUGGCAGGGGGAGCUGAGCAGAAGCCCCGGGUGACCGCCAGCUGUACCAGGGGGUCCCAGGCUGAGGUGGCAAGCCCGGCUGUUGGGCCAAAGGGAAGAGAGCAGGAUGUGCAGAAGGUCAUCCAAGCAUUGAAUGAAUGUCUCUCUGCUCUCCCGAUACAGCAACUCCAGAGGGUUUGUUGCAUUGGGAUUUCAGGACAGAUGCAUGGAGUGAUGUUUUGGAAAACCAAUCAAGGGUGCGAGUGGAAAGGAAGUGGAGCUAGUUGUGUAUUUGAGCCCAAAGAAGUCAGUCAUCUGAUCACAUGGCAAGAUGGCCGCUGUAGCAGCAGUUUCCUGGCUUCCCUUCCACCACCUCAGUCUCAUCUCAGCGUGGCCACUGGAUUUGGGUGUGCAACAAUAUACUGGCAUCUGAGGAACAGCCCAGAGUUUCUGACGUCCUACAGCGCGGCUGGGACCAUCCAUGACUACGUGGUGGCGAUGUUGUGUGGCCUGAAGAAACCCCUGAUGUCUGACCAGAAUGCCGCGAGCUGGGGUUAUUUCAGUACCAGAAGUAGGACAUGGAAUUCAGAAAUUUUGAGCCGCUCUGGCUUUCCCGUGCACCUGCUCCCUGACCUCGCAGCACCUGGCAGUGUGGCAGGUCGAACAUCUCAAGACUGGUGUGGGAUCCCAAAAGGAACCGAAGUGGGAGUGGCUCUGGGGGAUUUCCAGUGCUCGGUCUAUUCCUGUAUGACCCAGAGGACGGAUGCAGUUCUCAACAUCAGCACCUCUGCUCAGCUGUCAGCCGCCAUGCCGUCUGGAUUCCAGCCCACCCAGACCCCAGACCCCUCAGCACCGAUUGCCUACUUUCCCUACUUCGGUGGGAGCUACUUGGGCGUGGCAGCAUCUCUCAACGGAGGCAAUGUGCUGGCGACGUUUGUCAGCAUGCUGUUGCAGUGGACGGCAGAGCUAGGGUUGGAAGUUUUGGAAUCCUCUGUGUAUUCACAAAUGAUCCAAGCAGCCUUAACCCAGAUGGACACCACCCUCACCAUCACCCCGACCAUAUCCGGAGAGAGACAUGUGCCGGAUCAACUGGCUUCAGCGACUGGUAUUGCUGCCUCAAACCUUUCCCUCGGUCAUGUGACCAGAGCCCUGUGCCAGGGCAUCAUUCACAACCUUCAGACCAUGCUUCCAUUUCAGCAGCUGAGAGAGUGGGGCGUGGAGCGAGUGGUUGGGAGUGGCAGUGCGCUCUCCCGGAAUGAGGUACUGAGGCAGGAAGUGGAGAAAGCUUUUCCGGUCCCUGUAUUCUUUGGCCGGGAUGUGGACGCAGCCCUAGGUGCUGCUCUUGUCAUGCUUCAAGAGAAACUAAACUAAAAACAGGACGCUAA